ACCACGGCUGCUGUCAUAGGAGGACUGGAUGACAAUCUCUUUCGCCUAUUAGGACAUUGGAUUUGAAAGACAGCUUUCAGCCAUUUUAUCAUCGGUAAACUUUCGCUCUUCCUAUCCCUUUUCAUUUUGAACAAUGACUUCAUGAAGUAGGCUUACAAAAGCUAAAUACGCCAGGUUUGGAUAAGAUAACAGUGGCUUUUAUUGACGCCAGUUUCCUGCUUUCGCACUCAAUUCUAGCGUGUGACGACAGGGAUAUGGAGUUUGGGGAAGCAAAUAAACUGGUUCGCAUUUUGAACUAUUUACACGAUUUAUCAGUCUACUGCAGCUAAACUGUUAAAUCAAAUAGUUUAUUUAAUGUUCCAGAACGUAUACGCAGUAGCCAGUGAUAGUGUUUUUAUUAGGGAGUGAGUAUCAUUCAUAACCCCCCCCCCCCUAAAUUUCGUGUUGUGGCAAAGCUGGUGAAAUGACCAGAAAUCGGGUUGAAAUCACAAACAAGAGGUCGAAUAGAAGGUCCUAUAUUGCUACAUGGAAUCUGGAACUACAAAUGCAGUGUAGAUAAAGUGAUGAUCGAUGUCAUUGUACAGAUACAAUGUUGCUGAUGGGACACAUUCCUAAUGUUGACAUGUAGGCAGUGAUUUUCUCAUUUUGUUGACACACAUGGCUAUCAAAAGAAGUUGUACUACUUAGCUAGUGCCAGGUGCAUCAGCUUACCAAAGCAUACAGGAAGCACACAGACAAGUCUCAGUUUGAGAGAGUGGGCUAUAAUCUUGGGAGAUGACGGAUGGACACAUUGGGAAGAUUGGAACCUGUGACCAUGCAGUCUAAAGACACCAUGGAGCAAGGCUUCAGCUUCAGCACACUGAAGAAGCUGGCAGCCGAGCCAGACCACACGGACGUGAGCCUGACGGCGGCAGAGCGCGUGCGGGCCCUCAGCAAGAUGGGCUGCAGCAUCGAGAUCAACGAAGAGAUCACGCCACGCCGCUACUUCCGGUCCGGGGUGGAGAUGGAGCGCAUGGCCGCCGUGUACCUGGAGGAGGGCAGCCUGGAGAAUGCCUACGUCCUCUACAACAAGUUCAUCACUCUGUUUGUCGAGAAACUCCCCAGCCAUCGAGACUACCAGCAGUGCAGUGUGCCUGAGAAACAGGUGAUAAUAAAGAAGUUGCAAGAUGUCGCAUUUCCGCGGAAAGAUCAAUUGAAGAAGCUCCUCCACGAGAAGUACAACAAGGAACAAACAGAGUAUCUCAAAAGUCAGAGCCAGGCGGUGGUGGCGGAUUGCUGCGGCCAGCAGCUGCAGAAGAUGUCUCUGGUUGAGCAGGAGAGGCAGAGGGUGGCGCAGCUGCGCAGGAUGCAGAUGGAGUCGGAGCAGUUCCGCUACUUCGAGGACCAACUGCGCAGACAGGAGCUGGCCAAUCGCAGAGACGAGGCGGUCGCUAAAGUGCCUGAACAAACAGACGGGGCCUGCCUGUCCCACUCCUCCAAGAACCAUGUUCGUCUCGACCCAAACCGCAAUAAACAGCUUCUCCCCAGCAGCAAGCCAGCAGCUACACUGGCUGGCGUACAUAAUCAACGGGUUGAGGGCCUGAGGCGGGUGGUCAUUCCUAGAGACCUGACCUACAGGUUUCUACUGCUAGCCGACAGUAACACAGCCAGGGGAAUAGAGACAUGUGGGGUACUCUGUGGAAAACUGACUCAAAACGAGUUCAUGCUGACCCACGUGGUGGUGCCCAAACAGUCAGCCGGCCCAGACUACUGUGAUAUGGAGAACGUGGAGGAGCUCUUUAGUUUCCAGGACCACCACAACCUACUGACUCUGGGCUGGAUCCAUACCCACCCUACCCAGACGGCCUUCCUUUCCAGUGUUGACCUGCAUACACACGGCUCCUACCAGCUCAUGCUGCCUGAAGCCAUCGCCAUCGUCUGCUCGCCCAAACACAACGAUACGGGGGUGUUCAGACUCACCAGCUCUGGGAUGGGGGAGGUCGCUGGCUGCAGACUGAAGGGCUUUCACCCACACUCCAAGGACCCGCCGCUCUUCAGCAUCUGUAGGCAUGUUGUUAUAAAGGACUCGAAAACAACAGUGCUGGACCUCCGGUGACAGCGAGGGGAAGACAAGACACCCACAACCCGGAACUCCUAUUUAUUUUUUUAUUUAACUAGGCAAGUCAGUUAAGAACAUAUUUUUAUUGACAAUGACGGCCUACAGUGGGUUAACUGCCUUAUUCAGGGGCAGAAAGACAGAUUUUUACAUUGUCAGCUUGGGGAUUCGAUUUAGCAACCUUUUGGUUACUGGCCCAACUCUCUAACCACUAGGCUACCUGCCGCCCCUACACUCUAACCACUAGGCUACCUGCCGCCCCUACACUCUAACCACUAGGCUACCUGCCGCCCCUACACUCUAACCACUAGGCUACCUGCCGCCCCUACACUCUAACCACUAGGCUACCUGCCGCCCCUACACUCUAACCACUAGGCUACCUGCCGCCCCUACACUCUAACCACUAGGCUACCUGCCGCCCCUACACUCUAACCACUAGGCUACCUGCUGCCCCUACACUCUAACCACUAGGCUACCUGCCGCCCCUACACUCUAACCACUAGGCUACCUGCCGCCCCUACACUCUAACCACUAGGCUACCUGCCGCCCCUAC
Molecule: messenger RNA, 2648 nt
Organism: Oncorhynchus masou masou (cherry salmon)
Lineage: Eukaryota; Metazoa; Chordata; Actinopteri; Salmoniformes; Salmonidae
Product: AMSH-like protease
Exons: 11
Coding region: 782-2095 (437 amino acids)
Biological process (GO): protein K63-linked deubiquitination
Cellular component (GO): membrane; endosome
Molecular function (GO): protein binding; metal-dependent deubiquitinase activity; K63-linked deubiquitinase activity
Source: RefSeq, a predicted model, not a curated record